UAUUAUGAUAACACAAAAUUUGAACGUCAAAUUUUAUUGUCGCAAAAAUUUCAGUCAUAUUUUCGAAAAAUAUUACGUGAUUUCAAAACAGUAGAUGGUACUACAAAUUUAAUCGAUAUAACCCGCCGUGGUCGCCGUUCGAACCGGCUGCGGUUACUAAACCGUCGGUGCCAAAAGGUUUGCAUAAAUGAAUGAUGUCGUUGAGGUCGAAGGCCCUGGUGCUGGUCGAGGUGUUGCUGAGGGUACCACCGUUAUUUGUGGUUGAUGAAUUAUUGAAGAUCAGCCUGGGGUUACCAGUGUCGACCGGUGAGGAGGUAUCCUUGCUGUCGACGGUGACGACAGACCACGUCGAUGCUAGUGACUCCAACCCGAACUUCUACGACGCCAACUUUUACAACGCAUUCGUGUUAACACUCCUAAAAUUCUUCGUCUGUUGUCUAGGAUGUAUGUCAGCACUCUGCAUAUUCGUGCUAUACACGAAGCACCUCAUCAUCGUGUACCUCUAUCUGAUGUCAAUAGGAAUAGUGUUCGUCUCCUACUGGACGAAUGUUUCUGCCAUUAAGCAAAUACAGGCGCUCACACUGGCCGCGACGUCUUCACAACCUUCGAGCAUAUUAGAAGACUUCCUAAAUUUAAACGUGAAGAAUUUACUUGACCUCGAAGGACCUGGAAUACUCGUCAUACAAAAUUUUGCAAUACAAUUCAUACUGGCUGUCUUAUUUCGGAACGUUCAUCUGGGACCGCGAAAUGCCACGGUGGAAAAGCUUAUACCAAUGAGUUUCAUGGCGCCGUCGUUUUUAGCUAUGUUACCGGUACCGCCUAAUCUCUUGCAUCAUUCUCCAGUUUUUGCUGCCCUAUUACCCUUGUGUCUCGUCAAAUAUGUUCUCUGGACCUCCGGGUAUGAUGUAAUACAAGUGAUGUACGGCGGAUACCAACAUGGGAGGCUGUUCGUCAGUCACAACGGAUUAUCAGCAUUAGUUGAAACGGAAUGGAUGCGAUUGAAUGUACCGUGUGUCCUGAGAGUUUUUUGGGUGAUGCGUGUCGCGGAACACGCCAUCUUACUGUUAAUGGAAAACUACGAUGAAGACGCUGAAGAAGGAUUGAAAGUCUCCACUCUGCUGGCAGUCCAGUCGCUCGCUUCGAUGGCAAAAUCGUUGUUAGUAACAGGAUGUGAGACCAUAACCGCGGUGCUCGGCAUGACGUCAGUCAUCUCAUUUUUCUGUCACUACAUUGGGAAUUUCUUCCAGUGGAUUUUGCUAACAGAUGAAGAGGAGGACAAAAGUAUCGGCACAGUUUCUGCGAUACUGUUCUACAUAUUAGCCUUGCAGACGGGAUUGACGUCUCUAAACCCUGACAAAAGAUUCAUUCGACUGUGCAGGAAUUUCUGUUUGCUGUUCACGGCUCUACUGCACUUCCUGCACAAUAUCGUGAACCCUAUGUUGAUGUCUUUAAGCGCAUCGCACAAUCCUAGCACUCAUAGACACGUGAGAGCACUUGGGGUUUGUGCUUUCCUGAUCAUAUUUCCAAUAUCGCUGCUCGUUUACUUAUGGUCUCAGCAUUCUAUAUCAACGUGGCUCUUAGCAGUGAGCGCAUUUAGCAUAGAAGUAAUAGUCAAAGUAAUAGUCAGUCUUAUGAUAUACUCCUUAUUCCUUUUCGACGCUUACAGAAGCACCUUCUGGGAGCAAUUGGACGAUUACGUGUAUUACAUCCGAGCUUUCGGUAACACGAUUGAAUUUUGCUUCGGGAUUUUCCUGUUCUUCAACGGAGCAUGGAUAUUGCUUUUCGAAUCGGGAGGUGCCAUACGAGCGGCUAUGAUGUGCAUACACGCGUACUUCAAUAUCUGGUGUGAAGCGAGGGCGGGAUGGUCCGUUUUUAUGAAGCGGCGGACGGCCGUGAAUAAAAUUAAUUCCUUAAAAGAGGCCUCAGCGCAACAGCUCCAUCGUCUAGACGAUGUGUGUGCCAUUUGCUACCAAGAGAUGCACUCGGCGAAGAUAACUCGCUGCAAUCACUUUUUCCACGGCGUGUGUUUGCGCAAGUGGCUCUACGUACAGGACCGCUGCCCGCUAUGUCAUGACAUUCUGUAUAAGAUAGACAACGACCCGAGCAAGGAAAGCUCCGAGGCCGGCAACGAAGAGAACAGCAAUAACCAGAACCUUGAAGACGAGCCCGAUUUACUGCUCAACGAAGGCAUAAGGUGACUGAUCGAUCAAGAAUUGCAACGCUUAGAUUAAAUCAAGAGUUUGAUUUAUUCAGUGGAUAUUUUUUUUUAAUUAUUUUGUAUAGUAAGUUAUUAUGUUUUUGUAAUAUUUUUGAAUCAGUUCGGUACUGUGAUUUAUAGUUUAAAUUCUGUCUCGUGAUGAAUGGGUUUUCGUAUUCAGUGUGAAUUUUAGGGUUAAGUAUUGUAGGUGUCCUAUACGCUUGGAUUGUCGACGCGCCGUUACCGUUUCCUAUAUUAUAUGUUCCGAAGUUUUCGAGUAAAAAUCGCUAGUUCAAGUAACAUGAAA
Messenger RNA from Melitaea cinxia (Glanville fritillary), 2504 nucleotides. RefSeq names its product protein TRC8 homolog (gene Trc8). Gene Ontology annotation, molecular function: ubiquitin protein ligase activity. Bases 192 to 2198 code for a protein of 668 amino acids. The record is from RefSeq and is a predicted model, not a curated record. The transcript is spliced from 2 exons. Gene Ontology annotation, cellular component: endoplasmic reticulum; endomembrane system. Gene Ontology annotation, biological process: ERAD pathway. NCBI's taxonomy places the organism in Eukaryota, Metazoa, Arthropoda, Insecta, Lepidoptera, Nymphalidae.